Molecule: messenger RNA, 984 nt
Organism: Ilex paraguariensis (yerba mate)
Lineage: Eukaryota; Viridiplantae; Streptophyta; Magnoliopsida; Aquifoliales; Aquifoliaceae
Source: the annotation of a GenBank genome assembly
AUGACUUCAGAUUAUGCUUUAAAACUUUCGGCUGAGCUCGAAUCAGUUUCGCGUGUAAGGGCCGCACAGUUCUUUGUAACACAAAGACCAUGGCUUGAUCUUUAUGGGGUUAAUGUUAGACCUGUUGCUCCUUUUGGGAGUGCAAGCAGUAAGCCAUUUGUUGAUCCUGCACUGAUACACCGAUGCUUGCCUGAUGAGCUACUCUUUGAGAUUUUCUCAAGAAUGACCCCGUACGCUCUAGGGAGGGCAGCUUGUGUUUGUCGGAAAUGGAGAUAUACGAUCCGUAACCCUAUGUUUUGGCGCAAUGCAUGCUUAAAGGCUUGGCAGUUCUCUGGUGUGGUGGAAAAUUAUAGGGCUUUGCAUUUGAGAUAUGAUGGUUCAUGGAGGAAGAUGUGGCUUUUAAGACCGAGGAUCCGUACUGAUGGUCUUUAUGUCAGUAGGAACACCUAUAUUCGUGCCGGAGUAGCUGAGUGGAAGAUUACCAAUCCCGUUCAUGUGGUCUGCUAUUUCCGCUACUUGAGAUUUUAUCCUUCUGGCAGAUUUCUCUAUAAGAAUUCAUCACAAAAAGUGAAGGAUGUGGCAAAAUGCAUGAAUUUCCGUGCAUCUAAAGUAGACUGUGUCUUCGGUGGGCACUACACAUUGUCUGAGGACAAGGUUGAAGCUGCACUUUUGUAUCCUGGCUUGCGUCCAACUGUUUUGAGAAUCCGCUUAAGGUUGAGGGGGACAACAGCAGGAGCUAACAAUCGGAUGGAUCUACACUCACUUGUUACGAGUGGUGUGAAUGAUAACGAGGCUAAUGGCCCUGAUGAGGACAUUCUUGGAGUAGUUGGAGGGUGGCAGGAGGACGAAACUCACAACCCAGAUGUUCCUGCUAUUUCACACAAGAGGGGUCUAACACCUUUUGUCUUUAUUCCAUUCGAGGAGGUGGAAACGUCGGUUCUGAAUCUGCCUGUGGACAGAAUGGAUUAUUAUGUUCCGGGCUGA